ACAUUGAUCGAACAUCAACAAGUCUGAAAAAAAUCCUCGAAAAAAGUGACUUUACUUCACGUACGUGUCCCUUUUUCGACAUUUUCCUGCAUUUAUUUAGCUACUAAGUGCUUUGGCAAUCAAUGGCAGCUCAAUUUUCAUAAGAUUCACGCAGAAAUCUCGCAUCACAUUCCAUCACAUCUGACAAAAAAUGUAAAUAGAAAAUAAGAAGACAAAAAUUUAGCGAAAAAAAAAAUUAUAUUAAACAUGGAAUUUAGCUUCCUGUUGACAAAACAAUGCAUUUUAUUGAAUUUCUUGUUGCUUGUAUUGAUGUUACCUCGAUGUUGUUCCGAUAAGGCUGAUUAUGGAUCUGCUCAAUUAAAUAGUAGUGAUAAGGAUGACGAAACGGGUCCGGAUUCCAAGAAAUUAAGUCAAGAUUAUUCGUACGAUCCAAACUUUGUGGCGCCCAAUUUUGGUCCCGUAACUGCAGUUUGUGUGGAUAAAUUGAAUAAUUUGCAUGUCAUGUACCGUCGGAGUCGUAUCUGGGAUGCUUCAACGUUCGACGGGCAAAAUCGCUUUGUCGAUAUCCAGCAGGGACCCAUCAAAGAAGACGUUAUUUAUACUUUAGAUCGUGAAACAGGCGCCGUUCUGAAGGCUUGGGGCAAAAAUUUCUUCUAUUUGCCUCACGGAUUGACAGUCGAUGAGAACAACAAUGCAUUUGUGACUGACGUUGCGAUGCAUCAAGUGUUCAAAUUUGCGUUAAACGUCUCAACGGAACAUCCCGUCUUGACUCUCGGAGAAGCUUUCAAACCCGGGCAGAGAAAUCGCUUUUGCAAACCAACUUCCGUCGCUGUUCUCGCUGAUGGCACAUUUUUCGUCGCCGAUGGUUAUUGCAACUCGCGAAUUGUGCAGUACACGAAGGAAGGCAACUACUUGCGACAUUGGGGCGAAAGUUCAAUCUCCGGAGAAGCAGUUCAUCCGGCGCCUGAGGGAAAAUUUUUCAUCCCACACGCGUUGACACUCAUCCAAGAAGCGAAUAAAGUCCCCUUGUUAUGCGUUGCUGAUCGCGAAAAUGGUCGAGUGCAGUGCUUCAACGCCAAUACGCAAACUUUUGUCACGCAAUUUCACAAUCCCAUCAUCGGGGCGCGCAUUUUCAGCGUUGCUUAUGCCAAAAAUAAACUUUUUGUCGUAAACGGGCCCGAAUACACGAACAACGACGUCAGCGGAUACGUCAUCGAUGUCGACACAGCCAAAGUUACCUCGAAAUUCGACAUUGACGAUGCCAAAGGAGGACUUGCCAACCCCCAUGAUUUGUCUGUGACACCUGAUGCCAUGGAAAUUUUCGUUGCUGAACUCGAUCCCCAACGUUUAGUUAAAUUUGUCUACACAAAUGGCACGAACAAAGUCAUCCGGAAAAAUAUUGCAUCAAUUCUUCCAGAAAGAGACGAAAACGGAAUAACGAUCCAACAUGACGCGACUUUGAUUCUCGUAACAGCAAUGGUUUUCUCGUUUUGCAUCAUGGCAGCCGGGAUUGUGGUACUUAACAUGAAAAGACGUCGCAGCAGAGGUUGUUUUCAGGAAUCUCGCAAAUCGCAUGGAUGGGAAAGACCCAAAUCGAAGCGAGGACAACAAUUUAAGCUUUCCAACAUUCUAAACCGCAAAGAAGGAUUUCUCGAAUUAGACCAAGAAGCGAGCGAUGAUGAACAUACGUCAUCGUCUUCGGGCAAAUUAUUGGGAAAAAAGUCCGAAUCGCCUCUCUUGAGCGAAGAAUUAGCCUAAAAUUUAAUAUUAUUGCACUUUCGUAACUAUUUCUAUCCUCUCACCCUUUAUUAUUAUUUGAUCUCCACAAAUUAUUACUAAAUAUUAAUAAAAAU
Culicoides brevitarsis is the source of this 1853-nucleotide messenger RNA. RefSeq names its product peptidyl-alpha-hydroxyglycine alpha-amidating lyase 1 (gene Pal1). Lineage: Eukaryota; Metazoa; Arthropoda; Insecta; Diptera; Ceratopogonidae. Gene Ontology annotation, biological process: peptide metabolic process. Gene Ontology annotation, molecular function: protein binding; catalytic activity. The record is from RefSeq and is a predicted model, not a curated record. Gene Ontology annotation, cellular component: extracellular region; membrane. The transcript has 5 exons. The coding region runs from base 247 to 1758 and encodes 503 amino acids.